AUGGCGGACUCACCACACACUCACGAAGAACCCAUUGAAGAGCAAGACGACGGUAGUUUCGACUAUCUAUUCGAAGACGGUCCUGACGAUGAAGGCGUACCCUCAAAUCCGGAGGGCCUGAACGACAACCAAGAGGGCCCUUCCGACGCAUCGAACGACGUCUCUAACGGAGCAAACAUAUGCAAAGAUCCACAUUUAUCCCCGACCAACAACCAGGAGCAUCAUCCCGAAGCUACGGUAAAUACACCCCGAAUCCGUAGAUCACCGACACAGUCCGAAGACGACGAGUUAGAUAGGCAAAGGAGGGAAAGCCCGGGGCUUAACGACACUUAUGAACCAGUUAGUGAUGAAGCAAUCGCAGUCACAGACCCAUCAGAGCCGCAAGCAGAAACCGAGGAACCCGUCGCCCUUCCUCACGGCGCCGAAGAAGAGAAUCGCGCCAUCUCUGGCCCGGAGAGUGGUCUUGGCUAUACUGAGGUCGAUCCGGAGAGCCCGACGUCGAUUUAUUCACAGGAGUCUGAUGGUGAUAUUUCUCCCCCGAUCGAGAAUCGCCCUAGUUCUGGCCGGGAGAGUCGUCGUAGAAAUUAUGAGGAGGAUCCCGAGAGCCCGAUGUCGAUAUAUUCACAAGAGAGUGAUGGCACUGUCACUCCCCCUGCCGAGACUGGUGAGAGCAGCCCCAUCAUGGCCGAUCCGGAGAGCCCAGCAUCGCCGAAGAACGAGGAACACGAGGGUCCGACGUCCCAGGAAGCACAGGAGGACGAACGUGAUAUCGGUCCAUCCACCAAACGUAGUAAGAGCACUCCGCAGACAGAAGAGGAGCCCGUGCUAGACGCUAACGCCGUCUUCCUCAAGUCACUCGACGAAAAGCGUCGACAAUCGCUCGCAAGGCAGUCCGCUCGGUCCAAACCUACCUGGGCGAUGGACCUGGGCGAGGAAGAUAUCGACACCUACGACCCCCUCCUCCACCUCUUCCGACACAGAGGGCUUUCGGAUUCUGGGCCGCUGUCGACAGAGAUAAUCCCGCUUCCGAAGGAGAAACGGCGUUCUAAUCCGUAUCGAGGAGUCAGCGUGCGUUUCCGACCAUCGUUUGGCUCUGGAAGGAUGAACAGUCCCUUGAGUCAGGUCUUCACGAAAGAACAGAAAGAGGAGUAUGUGGAGAUCGACCAGAACCUUUUCCAGGGGUUUGAUGGUAUUUUCGCAGGGGACGAUGAGUCGACCGCCUUGGUGCCGUAUACAGGACAGCAGCCGUCUGUCGGUGAUGAUGGAGAAGAUACUGUGCAGUCGGCACCUAGCUCGCCGUCUGAAGGCCCAUCCUAUACCCCGCUAACGGAAUUCGAGGGCAGCCAAGAAGACCAUGAGCAGGAAGACCAGGAUAACCGCGAGCGCAGGUUCAAAAAGUAUGAGCGCCACGCAGAAGAAUACCGUCUCCGAUAUCGAAGCAAAAGUAAGCGUCACAUUGAAGCGUCAAAAAAAGAGAAAGAGGGACAAGCGGCAAUCAACGCAAUAUACCGCACGAAGUCACUCUCUGAAUUAAGGGAUGAACGAGAUAAGAGCACCGUCGCCGGUCUCCUUAAUGGAAUGCAUCUCCACGACAUACAUGGACGUUCGGCAUGGCAGCAAGCAUACAUCGAGAUCAUGGGACAAGAACUUCUGCGUCCUGGGCAGGGAGAUAAGUUCAGAGAGGCUCUAACAAGAUUCACUGAAGCGAAUGAACACAAUGCGAUUAUGUACGCGGCUUUCCGCGGAAGGGUUUUGGCUGAGAAGAACAAGGUUUUGGACGAGAAGGACAAAGUUGGAAGGUUGGUGACGGCAUUGGCUGGUAUGGAAGAAGAUCUAAAAAAGAAAAAGGAUGAGCUAGCGACUGCUAAAGACGAGCUAUCAAUAGCUAAAGGGCAGCUAUGGACAGCUAAACUAAGGGAGGAAGACCUCGAACCGAAGGCCGAGGAUUAUGAAGCCGCGGCGGAGAAAGUCAAAACUUUGGAAGCUGAACUAGAAGCAAAGGUGGUUGAGAACGCACUCGAGAAGGCGAGCAAUAAGGCAUUGGCUGAAGAUACCGUAAGGCUAAACGUAGAACUCUGCAAGGCGAAACGAGAGCUUGAGGACUCGAAAAAGGUCGUUGUGGAAAACCAGACCCUGGCUAUAGAGUGCACAAAACAGCUUCAAUCACUGACUGACGAGCUCGAAGAAAAGGAGAAGGAGAUUGCAUUGGCGAAGAAAGGGACUGGCUUGGGCGAUUGCGAAAAGAAGGUAAGAGAUCUGCUGAAGGAGAUUGACGAGCUCAAGGAGCAAUUAGCAGAAGACAAAUGCGAGCUGGAAGUAACGGAAAUUAUAAAAACCGAAGCGUCCGAACGAGAGGAUGUGAUCAAGUUAUUGGAAGAUUUUAACAAGGACCUGGUAGACAAAAUCGAGGCUGCUGCUGUCGUGGAAAAUGUGGAAAAUGAGUUCACGCUUGAGAACUGGAGGAAGGUUGAGGAGAGGUACCGGCAUUUCGGUGCCCGUGAGGCCAGGACGAAUGACCAGCUGAUGGGGAUGACAAAGUCAAGCAAGGAAAUGCGAAUCCGAGUCGCGGCGUUUGCAGAAGCCUUCCAGCGAGCGAAUAGUGCAGUCGUGAAGCGUAAUCAAGGAAUCGAGGACCUGAAGGCCACGAACGAAGAUCUUAGAGAAAAGAUCGCAAGAUAUGAGAAGAAAAUCGAUGGGCUUGAGAAAUUCACUUCGGAGGGUAAGGCAGAGCUUGUCAAAGUAUACGCGGAGUUAAAGGAGCGGACGCACUCUCAAGAAGAGACCGCGAUUCUUAAUGAGCAACUCACUGCAACGUGUGAGGCUCGCAGAGUCGAUCUUGAAGCAAGGCAGAGAGAAUGCGAUCAGUACAAAGACUGGGCUGAAGUCUUUAAUAACAGGUCUAAGACUGACAAUGAAAGCUUCGACAAGCUUAAGAAAGAGAAAAGGGCGCUGGAGAAAGAGCUUGUAAAGUGCAAGAAUGACUACGACGGCGUCGACAUGUCGAGUUUAAUGUUACAAAUCAAAGAACUCGAAGCGGACAACCAAAACCUGCUCAAAGAUCGAAACGACCGGAGUGAUGAGAGGGAUGGACUCCUCCGCGUCAGAGACCUCGAAGAGCAGUAUGGGCUCAAACACAAGCCAUUCGUAAUCUAUCAUCCUCACAGAACCCGGACAAACAUAACCCCUAGCUACAAAUCCAAAGAGGAGACUGAGAAACGGGAGAAGAGGAGACAGGAACGACUUAAGGAGCUUCAGGAGGAACGGCGCCAGGGUGAAGAGGCAAAAUUCAGAAGGCAAUGGCGAGAAGCGCGAGAGCUUUAUCUGAUUAGAAAGAACGGCAGAGAACCGAUCCAGCUCGUGGACACAACUCCACAAAUGAGAACCGGGACUGGGCUGACCCCUAUUUCGUUCGCCUUGAUGGAAGGUUGCCAACAUGAUAACUAA
Mytilinidion resinicola is the source of this 3444-nucleotide messenger RNA. RefSeq lists its product as uncharacterized. Bases 1 to 3444 code for a protein of 1147 amino acids. The transcript has 2 exons. The record is from RefSeq and is a predicted model, not a curated record. Lineage: Eukaryota; Fungi; Ascomycota; Dothideomycetes; Mytilinidiales; Mytilinidiaceae.